Lactuca saligna is the source of this 678-nucleotide messenger RNA. Lineage: Eukaryota; Viridiplantae; Streptophyta; Magnoliopsida; Asterales; Asteraceae. The record is from the annotation of a GenBank genome assembly.
AUGAAAACUUUGAUCUAUUUUCGUAUUUUGGCCAUGGGUUUUCUGUUGCUUGUGUCCCUAGGUUUACUGUCACUUGCGUCCAUUGGUUAUCUGGCUCUUGUUGCCAUUGGUACUUGGUGCAACCCUGCCAUUGGUUUUAUGGCUCUUCCUGCAGUUGGUAUUCGGUCCUUUGCGUCCAUUGGUUAUGUGGCUCUUGAUGUCAUUGAUGUUCAGUAUGUUGUGUCCAUUGGUUGUCCGGCUGCUGCUGCCAUUGUUGUUCGGUAUGUUGCGUCCAUUGGUUCUCCGGCCCAUGUUGCCAUUGGUUUUCGGUCGCUUGCGUUGGUUCCUCUUCUGUCUCUUUUGGCCCACUUCCUAACACCCCACAAUUGCAGGUGCCCUAUCUGUGACCAUUAUCAGACCUUCCACAUCACCAAUGCAUUUAUGCAGUUUUUCAAGAAAUCAUGUCCAAGAAUCUAUGAGGAAGGGGUGUUUAGGUUUAAAGUUGCUAAGAAAAUUUCCACCAAAGAUCGGUAUACAAAGGCUGAUGACCGCAGCAGGAUUCGAUGUCAUAUCAGUAACGCUGGAGAAGAAGGAUCAUCGAAGACGGUGCUGCAAACCCUAGCAACAUCCGACGAAGAAAGAGAGACCACCGAAAAUCGAGCCAUAGAGAUGGUGGUUGCCGCCACCGGCCACCACUAA